AUUCGUUUCUAACGAUCCAACAUCGACUGAACUCAGAAUGUCCGGAAGAGGAAAGGGAGGCAAAGGACUUGGUAAAGGAGGCGCUAAGCGUCACCGUAAAGUUCUCCGUGAUAACAUCCAGGGCAUCACCAAACCCGCCAUCCGCCGUCUGGCUCGCCGCGGUGGAGUGAAGCGUAUCUCCGGUCUGAUCUACGAGGAGACCCGCGGUGUGCUGAAGGUGUUCCUGGAGAACGUGAUCCGUGAUGCCGUCACCUACACCGAGCACGCCAAGAGGAAGACGGUGACCGCCAUGGAUGUGGUGUACGCUCUGAAGAGGCAGGGCCGCACUCUGUACGGCUUCGGAGGUUAAACCUGAUCAGGAAAAACUACAACACAACGGCUCUUUUAAGAGCCACACACUUCAUCUGAAGACACCUUU
Sander lucioperca (pikeperch) is the source of this 418-nucleotide messenger RNA. Its product is annotated as histone H4. Gene Ontology annotation, molecular function: structural constituent of chromatin; protein heterodimerization activity; DNA binding. NCBI's taxonomy places the organism in Eukaryota, Metazoa, Chordata, Actinopteri, Perciformes, Percidae. Bases 38 to 349 code for a protein of 103 amino acids. Gene Ontology annotation, cellular component: nucleosome. The transcript has a single exon. Gene Ontology annotation, biological process: nucleosome assembly. The record is from RefSeq and is a predicted model, not a curated record.